Messenger RNA from Iphiclides podalirius (scarce swallowtail), 1350 nucleotides. The record is from the annotation of a GenBank genome assembly. Lineage: Eukaryota; Metazoa; Arthropoda; Insecta; Lepidoptera; Papilionidae.
AUGACGCCUCAGAAUGGACGCAAGAACAAAUCAUUAGAUAUAGUUGUUGUUGGUGCAGGAUUGGUCGGAUCGUUGGAGGCGUUAUAUUUAGCGAAAAGAGGCCAUCAAGUCCGAAUCUACGAAUAUCGCGAAGAUAUCCGUAAGACACCUAGCGUGAGGGGGAAAUCAAUUAAUCUAGCACUAUCAAUGCGCGGGAGGACGGCCCUGCAAGGUGUAGGACUUGAGGAACAAAUGAUUCGAGAUCAUGGCAUACCCAUGAUCGGAAGGUACAUUCACAAAGUCGACGGCUCUACAUACAUUAUACCGUACGAUGCUAGAACUAAUCAGUGUAUAUAUUCCGUGGGACGUAACUACUUGAACUCUCUACUAUUGAAAGAAUCGGAGAAGUACGACAACGUUGUGAAGCAUUUCAAUCACAAACUGAUUAACGCUGAUCUGCGAAAGGGUGCCUUAACGUUUCAAAAAACGGAGAGCGAUGAGACUGUAGAAGUUAGCGCCGAUUUGAUAAUUGGCGCGGAUGGCGCAUACUCGGCCGUUCGCAAAGCCAUGAUGAAGGAGCCUCUUUUUAAUUACAGCCAGAAGUAUAUAGAACACGGUUACAUGGAGUUGUGUAUACCACCAGGUGAAGACGGCGAGUUUCAGAUGCCGCCGCAUUAUUUGCACAUAUGGCCUAGGGGCAAUUUCAUGCUGAUAGCUCUACCGAAUCAAGAUCGCACAUGGACGGUUACACUUUUUAUGCCGUUCGCUAAAUUUAGUGAAAUUGAUACAGAAGAAAAGCUUUUAACUUUCUUUGGAAAGUACUUUGCUGACGCAGUUACCUUAAUAGGGAGAAAGAGAUUGGUGGAGGAUUUCUUUGCAGCAUCAGCUUCAUCGUUAGUUUCUGUUAAGUGUCGACCAUAUAACGUUAAAGACAAAACACUCCUUAUCGGCGACGCAGCACACGCUGUAGUGCCAUUCUAUGGUCAAGGAAUGAACUCCGGUUUUGAAGACUGCACUAUCCUUAACGAGCUAUUUCAGAAACAUAACGAUGAUGUUGAAAGAAUCCUUUCCGAGUUCUCAAGCAUGAGAUGGAAAGAUGUGUUUGCUAUAAGUGACCUCGCUAUGUACAAUUAUGUAGAGAUGCGGGAUUUGGUCACAAGACCAUCGUAUCUCUUUCGAAAAUCAGUCGAUGAUUUUCUAUUUUGGCUAAUUCCCGAAUUAUGGGUUCCAUUAUACAAUUCAGUUUCCUUCACAAAUAUGCCGUAUAGUCAAUGUGUGAGGAAUCGACAAAUGCAGGACAAGAUUUUCAAGUUUCUCAUUUCCUUUGUGGGUCUUCUGACUUUUGGUGGAAUUCUGUAUUUGUCUCUUACA